Molecule: messenger RNA, 971 nt
Organism: Sorex araneus (European shrew)
Lineage: Eukaryota; Metazoa; Chordata; Mammalia; Eulipotyphla; Soricidae
Product: alpha-soluble NSF attachment protein-like
Exons: 2
Coding region: 1-543 (180 amino acids)
Biological process (GO): regulation of synaptic vesicle priming; intracellular protein transport; synaptic transmission, glutamatergic
Cellular component (GO): vacuolar membrane; synaptobrevin 2-SNAP-25-syntaxin-1a complex; terminal bouton
Molecular function (GO): soluble NSF attachment protein activity; syntaxin binding
Source: RefSeq, a predicted model, not a curated record
AUGCACAUUUCUAACAAGUUUGACUAUACAGAAGACUCGUGGGUUACUGAGCCCGAGCUGGUGGACAUCGAGAAGGCCAUAGCCCACUAUGAACACUCAGCAGAUUACUACAAAGGCAAGGAGUCCAACAGCUCAGCCAACAAGUGUCUACUGAACGUGGCAGGGUAUGCAGCCCAGCUGGAGCAGUACCAGAAGGCCAUCGACAUCUACGAGCAGGUGGGGACCAACGCCAUGAAUAGCCCCCUGCUCAAGUAUAGCGCCAAGGACUACUUAUUCAAGGCUGCCCUCUGCCACUUCUGCAGUGACAUGCUCAACGCCAAGCUGGCAGUGCAGAAGUAUGAGGAGCUGUUCCCUGCCUUCUCUGACUCCCGGGAGUGCAAGCUGACCAAGAAGCUGUUGGAAGCCCACGAGGAGCAAAACGUGGAUAGUUACACUGAGGCAGUGAAGGAGUAUGAUUCCAUCACACAACUGGACCAGUGGCUUACCACCAUGCUGCUGCGCAUCAAGAAGACCAUCCAGGGUGACGAUGAGGACCUGCGCUAGCCACCUCUGCCUACGGACCAGACAUGCGCCUCCCUUCCUGCUGUGCCUUCUGCCCCAUCAACUUAUUUAAGCCCCCAGAGGUGCCCUUGUCCACCGGAAAGCCAGAAUCCAUGGCACAGACCUGUUUGCUGGGGGCACUGCCAGGUGCUGGAGUCCACAGCUGGCCCCACGCCUGGACCGCUGAGGCACUGCUUGACCUUCCCUGGCCCUAGCUCGGCCUAGCACAUGUAGCUGAGACCUGCCCUCACAGCAGGGGGUGGACUCCUGCUCCCUGAGGCCGCAUCUUUUCCGGGAAACCUCAGGCCGCAAGGCCCAGGCUUGUCCCUACCCCUGCCCCUCCAUCUGCUUUCCCUGUGCUUCAGGGUUUGAGGUGGGAGCUGCAGCUGGCCCAGGAAAGGAAAUAAACAUCACCACUUCAAAAAAAAAAA